ACGGGUAGAUAUACCUCGAGCCUUUUUAUUCUUGGAAUGAACGCUUGGUCACAAGACUUGCAUUCUCCAUCGCUUAUUACCCUCUGAUCUCUUUUGCCGAGAAAACAAAUCUUUUACUGUAUUUUUCUUGAAGUGUCAUUAACAAACAGCUCGACUUGACUAACUCUGCGCCAAAUUAACUUACGGCCUAUCCCUUUCUCGACACCUAGGUACUCGUCAGUGCCCAUCUCGCAAUACACAAUGCGCUACGCCCCCCUACUCGCCACUCUUGGCUGCGCCUUCUUCCAUGCCAGCUAUGCAUUCGAGUUUACUGGUCCUGACUCUUCGGAGAAGCUUGAUCUCACUCAGCCUGUAACAAUCACAUGGAACGCAAACAGUGGAUCAUUCAUCGAACCAGAGGCUCGCGCACUCGAUCUCUGGUUCUAUUUCAUGACCAGUGACGGUAGCGGCCGGUUGGGCUGGGAACUCGAUAAGAAUCUUUCGCUCCCGGCGGGCUCGUAUAAAUGGAAUCCUGACGGGGUCGUCGAAAGCAUCAACAAGACGGGCGCCUCAAUCUCACCAGACGCGGUGCACGCCUUUGAGGCGAGGUUCAUGAAUAAUUCUGGGAGUUGGUUAUCAGCACUCGAGAGCGACAAGUACGCCGUUGAAGGCUCUGACCUUAUCCGAAAUGGUGCUGUAAAGGGUGCACAAGUCGGCUUUCAUACAGCUGCUUUAGCUUUUACUAUCGCAAGCUUGGUGCUCCUGUAAUAAGAACUUGCCGCAGUACGGGAGCUAGUCAAGCGACAGAGCAUGAUUGAAGCGGUUGGACUUUUGGACAUGACUAUGCGGGGUUGGGUUCAGGCUGCGAGAGAGAACAGUCACGAGACUAUUUUCAGGGAUGAGAAGCAUUAGAGGAUCGGUGUUCAUUAAACAAUUGCUUGCAUGUCAUAAAGAUCUGAUAACCCUAUACUAUUAGUCAACCGUUGCCAGUAAUGACAACUCCAGCCCAGUCUCAAUCAAUCCCACACCAGCUACAACUAAGAGGGGGAUCUCUCUGGUAGUUC
This is a messenger RNA of Fusarium verticillioides 7600, 1043 nucleotides long. RefSeq lists its product as hypothetical. The transcript has a single exon. NCBI's taxonomy places the organism in Eukaryota, Fungi, Ascomycota, Sordariomycetes, Hypocreales, Nectriaceae. Bases 241 to 747 code for a protein of 168 amino acids. The record is from RefSeq and is a predicted model, not a curated record.